AUGUUCAGCCGAAUUCGAAACCAACGAAAUUCAAAACAGAGCCCUGGCUUCCAUCAUCAUACCAGGGGGGAUUUAGAGACUGCAUCUCCCCUCUGUGAUUUGGACCCAAUUGGCUCUUCUAGUCUUCCAUCUGCGUCUCAACCUCGAUUCGACGCAGACUCGGCGCCUUUCGCGGGCGAGGACUUUCUCCCUCAGCAAGGAGCUGAGUAUCCAUCAUACCAAACCGCGACUCGAGGCAGUAGGGCCAAUCGAAAAGGCUCACUGGGCUCAGCCACGAGCGCUCUUCCUCGAAGAGUAGGCGCCAUUGACAACAACGUCAUGGCAAGCACCGCGGAUAGAAGCCGCUUACGGCGCGAGAGGACGUUUGUCGGAAGUGAAUGUGCUGUUUGCGAAGAGCCCCUUGAACACACCCUCCAAGGCGAGCGUAUAUUACAGUUUUCUUGCUCCCAUGUUUCCCAUGAAGCAUGCUUUUACGAAUAUAUACGCGAGCUCGAAGGGCAAUAUUGCCCGACUUGCGAAGCCCCGCUGCAUCUCGACACCAGCCGAGGCGGCAAUGUUGUCGACAUCAACAAAAUCAGUAACCUUGUACGAACCGCGGGAGGCGAUAUGCCGUCCACUUCUACACCAAAUCCCGCUUGGGAUAGCCAAACAGUACGACCGCCGAGCGUUGACAGCUAUCAGAGGAAAUCCCAUUCUCAGCCGCCGAGCAGCCUUGGGCGAGAAAGCGGAACACGAGGAAGCAACCGCGACACCCGAGAGCCAGCAAUGGAUGAUCGAUACAGCUCUUCCAGACAUGCCCGAAGCGACAGCGAAGCUACUGGGGUUGCUUCGUCUGGCGGGUAUCCCGAGACAACGCAGAGCACGCCUUGGCGGCAUGAUUACGAUGUGCAGGCCAUGGAAACGACCCCGGGCAGUCCGCGCACUAUUUCCCGAAAUCCAAUUCCUCCUCCAAUCGUAACGGUUCGAUCGGAGUUUCCCACCAUCAGUCGCUCUCGACAGCAGCAGACCCUUACCUGCUUGGUCACGGUGGAGGCUGCUGACAACAAAUGGAAGCCUGAUCCGGAGGACAUCAGUUCGUCGCCGCAUCAAGCACUACAAGCUGGUUCCAAGAUUGACGAAAUUGUGACACAAGCGGUGACACCUACGCCAAGCGCUCCGAGGUUCAUUCCUUACGAACACCCUGAGGUUCUGGAGGAGAUGACGGAAAAUUUACGAAGUCGGGUGGAAAACUGGCACGGGCUGGAUUUCAGCAGAUUCGGCCAGCUGAGGUUGUAUGGCACUUUGCGAGUCGGCAAAGACAAGAUUUCGUGGCAGGAACUCGAGUGCUACUUGUUCGCCGAGAUGCUUAUCUGCGUCAAGGAGAAGAAGCUACCUGCACAGGCCGUUGCGCUGUGGGAUGAUGGCGCUGCCCCGAGGAAGGCGACGCGCUGCACACUCAAAGGCAGCAUCCUUAUCAAGAAGCAUCUGGACGAAGUGUCAGAGACGGGGACUAUCGAUGAGAAUGUCUUGACUCUUAGUCUCUCUGUUGCGGAGCUGCCACAAUUCCACCUGCGAUUCGAUAAUCGAAACCAGCUCAAGCUGUGGAAUCAGGCGCUUUUGGAUCUCCACGUAGUCGGGAAUUCCCCUGUCAGAAGCCCCGACUUCGAUCGCGGGGAAAUGUCUGAAACCGACGAAGAAGCGGAGUGGCAACGGUCUCGGCCACAGAGAGUCUCUUCCACCACCUCUUCAUGGGGACCGAAAUCCGUCACGACGGCACCUACCGAGUACACCAACUUUGCAGUCAAGACCUCUAGCCACCCGCGUUCUUUGAUACAUGUCCCCAUUGAUGUGGUGGUUGUCGUUCCGAUAUCCUCAUCUAUGCAGGGUGUCAAGAUCAACCUUGUUCGUGACGCGUUGAAAUUCAUGGUGAAUGCCCUCGCCGAGCGUGACCGCAUGGGGCUCGUCACUUUCGGGUCUGGGGGAGGUGGCGUGCCCAUUGUUGGCAUGACCACGAAGGCGUGGCCGGGCUGGACCAACAUCCUCUCGUCAAUCAAGCCGGUUGGUCAGAAGAGUCAUCGUGCUGAUGUCGUCGAGGGAGCAAACGUGGCCAUGGAUCUUCUCAUGCAGCGCAAGCACAAUAACCCCAUUGCGACGAUUAUGCUCAUCAGUGAUGCGUCAACGGCCGAUGCCGAUUCAGUCGAUUUUGUAGUGUCUCGAGCAGAGGCUGCCAAAAUCACCAUUCACUCGUUUGGAUUAGGCAUGACUCACAAACCCGAUACCAUGAUUGAAUUGUCCACCAAGACAAAGGCAUCCUACACCUAUGUGAAGGAUUGGAUGAUGCUUCGAGAAUGCCUCGCUGGCUGCCUGGGGUCGAUGCAGUCUCUGUCUCAUCAAAAUGUCAAGCUGAAACUCAAACUUCCAGAAGGCUCACCUGCCAAAUUCCACAAGAUCAGCGGAGCUCUGCAGAUGACCAAGAGAGCCAGUGGCCGCGACGCAGAGGCCUCUCUGGGCGACCUCAGAUUUGGCGACAAGCGAGAUAUUCUCGUUCAACUUGUCAUCACGUCAGACAGUACCUCCCAGGAGCAACUCCCACAAGACCCGUGGGAUAACAUCAUUUCCGGACUCGAGGCCCUCGGUGGCUCGGUAGAGAACGAUGCUGAGCGAACAUCAUCCGUCGAAGAGGUACCGUUGGUUCAGGCCGACUUGAGCUGGGGCGACAUUCUCCGUGAGGGCACCCUUCAACACAUGCCACGGCCAUCGCUCCUGGCAAUCACCAUGUUGCCUCCAAGCGCCAGCCAGAAGAAGGCCUGGCACAACUCCCCGCCGAUUCCACCGCAUCCUAGCAUCGUGCAGCGCCGCAUGGAGCUGUUGACGUCGGACAUGCUUACACGGGCACUGACCCUGGUAAGCCGAGGCCAGCACGACCGCGCGCACACCUUGCUGAGCGAAACGAGGUCUAUUCUCAAGGGCUUAGGUAAAGGCGGACUGCCUCCGGUGCCGCCUCCAGGGAACAACAACAAAUCUGCUUCACCAACAAGGCAUCCCGGCAGCGACUCGCCGCCCAAGCCAGCAGGAACCCCUGAUCGGAAGCGCAGCCCCUCUCCCCCUUCGGCCACUUCCUCUGGCGCAAAUGGCUAUCCUGCAGCUCAGCUUGCCCGAAGUCGCUCGACCGACGGUAUCGGACUCGGCAGCGGCAUAGACGCAGGCACGGUGGCUGCCCUAGACGCUGAACUGGAGAGCAGUCUGGAGUGGAUCAACCACCCAGCGGUCUUUGGACGAGACAGUCGCAAGGCUGUUUUGCAGGCCAUUGGAGUCAUCAGCUCGCAGCGUGCCUUCACCUUUCGAACCCCGAUCGAGACGCUCUGGUCUGGCCGCGUGAGUGGCAUCAAGCGCCUCGCUGAUAAAAGCAGAGAGUGGCGAGAGGAAGGCGGAGGCGAAGGUGGCAUCAUGGAGGAGGCAUAG
This is a messenger RNA of Metarhizium album ARSEF 1941, 3441 nucleotides long. Its product is annotated as von Willebrand and RING finger domain containing protein. NCBI's taxonomy places the organism in Eukaryota, Fungi, Ascomycota, Sordariomycetes, Hypocreales, Clavicipitaceae. The transcript is spliced from 5 exons. The record is from RefSeq and is a predicted model, not a curated record. Bases 1 to 3441 code for a protein of 1146 amino acids.